Messenger RNA from Lathyrus oleraceus (garden pea), 771 nucleotides. RefSeq names its product histone H2A.6. NCBI's taxonomy places the organism in Eukaryota, Viridiplantae, Streptophyta, Magnoliopsida, Fabales, Fabaceae. Gene Ontology annotation, molecular function: structural constituent of chromatin; DNA binding; protein heterodimerization activity. The transcript is spliced from 2 exons. The record is from RefSeq and is a predicted model, not a curated record. Gene Ontology annotation, cellular component: nucleosome. Bases 169 to 573 code for a protein of 134 amino acids.
CAAGUAACUCAAUCCGCGUCAUUCAAUCUAAUUGGUUCAUUCUGUUCCCAUCUCACAAUAUAAAAACCUCGCUUCAUUCUCUUCCAAAUCCAUACUCAGAUUUUCCUCUGCAUUCUUUCCCGAUCCAAAUUUUCUUUAAUCUUCAGUUUUCGUAAACUUUAUCGAUCAAUGGCAGGUCGAGGCAAAACCUUAGGAUCCAGUGGUGCUGCCAAGAAGGCUACGUCAAGGAGCAGCAAGGCCGGCCUUCAAUUUCCCGUUGGCCGUAUUGCUCGUUUCCUUAAGGCCGGAAAGUAUGCCGAACGUGUUGGUGCCGGUGCUCCUGUGUAUCUUGCCGCUGUCCUUGAAUAUCUUGCUGCUGAGGUUUUGGAAUUGGCUGGAAAUGCUGCAAGGGACAACAAGAAGACUAGAAUUGUGCCAAGACAUAUUCAAUUGGCUGUUAGGAAUGAUGAAGAAUUGAGCAAGCUUCUCGGUGAUGUUACCAUUGCUAACGGUGGUGUUAUGCCCAAUAUUCACAACCUGUUGCUCCCAAAGAAGGCUGGUACCUCCAAGGGUGCUGCUGCUGAUGAAGAAUGAAUCAUUAAUGGAACUUUAGUUUUGAAGGACCGUUUUGAAUUUAAGUUAUUUAAUUGUAUCUGGUUUUGGAUAAAGAACAGAUCUUGAACUUUGUAGUUCUAGUUAGGGUUUUUUUAGUUUAUGAUGUGGAUAUAUUGAUCUAAUGCUGUUCCUUAUGAAGUUAUUGAAAAUUCAUAUAAUUUCUCAUAUUUAAUGUCA